AUGAGCCGCCGGCGCCGUUCCUCGCCGGCGCCCGUCCCCCGGCUGGACGUCGAAGACCUUCUCCAGGACAUCUUUCUCCGCCUCCCUCCACAGCCAUCUUUGCUCCCCCUCCUCUCCCUAGUCUGCAAACACUGGCGCAGCAUCCUCUCCGACCCCGAGUUCCUCAGCCGCUUCCGUAGGCACCACCGGAACCCGCCGCUGCUCGGCUUUUUCGCCGGGGGAAACUACAACCGGAACCACGUCUUCACCCCCGUCCUCGACCCGCCCGACCGCAUCCCCGCCGCGCGCUUCCCGCUGCCAUGGCGCCACAGCCCCUGCGAGGAGUGGAACUUCGUCGACUGCCGCCACGGCCUCGCCGUCCUGAUCAACGAGUCACGGCGCGAGAUCGUCGUGUGGGAUCCCCUCACCGACCAGCAACGCGGCGUGGCUUUUCCACGUGGGCUUGACGACGACGACAACGGGAAGAGGUACCGGCACGCCGCCGUGCUCUGCGCCGACCCCGAAGACGGGCAUGUGCACGGCGAUUGCCUCUCUAGCCCAUUGAAAGUGGCCCUGAUAUCCGUCGGACGCUUGCAUGCAUCCGCUUGCCUCUACGAAUCGGAGUCUCGUCGAUGGGGAGACAUUGUCUCGACGACCACUAGAGAUAACAUUUGUUUGGUAAGACCCAGCAUUCUGGUAGGGAACACACUCUGCUGGUUGAUUGGGUGCGUCAUCCUCGAGUUUGAUUUUGAAAGGGAGGUCGUUCGUGCGGUCGAGGCGCCUGCGGAAGUUUGGAUCAGCUAUACCGACUAUUGGUCUCUUCAACUCUUGCGGACCGAGGACGGUAGCCUUAGACUCGCCGUUUUGUCGAAGCACAAGCUGAGCAUUCAAUUAUGGGAGAGGAAAUUGAGCUAUGAUGGUGUUGCUAGUUGGGAGGAGUACUAA
Molecule: messenger RNA, 924 nt
Organism: Triticum turgidum subsp. durum (durum wheat)
Lineage: Eukaryota; Viridiplantae; Streptophyta; Magnoliopsida; Poales; Poaceae
Source: the annotation of a GenBank genome assembly